Chondrus crispus (carragheen) is the source of this 1200-nucleotide messenger RNA. RefSeq lists its product as hypothetical. The transcript has 2 exons. Bases 1 to 312 code for a protein of 103 amino acids. Lineage: Eukaryota; Rhodophyta; Florideophyceae; Gigartinales; Gigartinaceae. The record is from RefSeq and is a predicted model, not a curated record.
AUGAGGUCUGGGAAACUUUCGGCAAAUUCAUCGUCCCUGUACAAAUCAGCAAACCUGAUGUGCCUGUCCACAUCGAAGAACAAGCUCUCCGCCAUUACAAUAUCAGCAUACGUGAGAGUGUCACCACACAAAUAUCUCAAAUGCGUUGCUUUCGAUAAUUCGAGUGCCCUUCUCGUUUCCUCGAGCCCCUGCCUGGCACGAGCCCGAGUUGCAGCCGCACUUUCAUGUGCGUACUUUUUGGCAAAAAGCCAGAGAGCAAAUCUUACAAGCAGGCCCGAGAAGAACCAGCCUCGCAAUGGGCGUGGCAUGUAAGUCUCUUGGGCGAUUUCUGGCUUGUCGGUCAGCUUCUUCACAAGAACGUUGCGCAUGAAGGAAGAUAGAGCGGUUGCAUGCUCAUUGAAUCGAAUAAUAGAAGUAUGUUGGUCCGGAGGAAACAGGGUUUGUCGUUUGCUUUCACGAUGCCCAUCCACGUAUGACGAAAUCGCCACAGAGUCGCGAAUAUAGGAGGCUGAAGAUGCGUUUGUUUUGAAUAUUGGGGCAGUCAGCUUGGUACGGAAGGAAGACAUGCCGAAACGGAAGAAAAAAGGGAAGUAGGAAAGGAGAGGGACGAAUGGUACUUCGUCGACUGAACGACCAGACAAGUGGACAACUACCUUAACAGAUGAAGAGAACGGAGAGCGUCGCAUUGUCCAGAGAGUCCCUAGCGACUUGGCAGAUUCUUGCGAUGGGAUUUGUUCCUUGUUCGAAACAGAAGAGGGCGAACUGGUUGAUGUUGAGCUCUGUGAUUUGGCCAUCUUCAUCUCUCCUUUGGCGGUUUGCCUGAAUUUGAAAGAAAGGGGUGCUGUCGGAAUGGUCGAUAGGCACGGGGUCAAAAUGGAUUUCCUAGCAGAAAUGGCUUUGCGAUAGAAGAGACUUUCGAACGUAGCCUGCGAUUGAAAUGCAUGUUACGGCCGAAUGGUCGGUCUAGCGUCACCUCGUGUACUUUUUUAACUACUUCAUGAGGGACAGGACUGGUGCAGGUGGCAGGCCUCACACGAGCUUGAAUGGUGUGUACUAAGCCAGUACACACUGCUUGCUGGGCAUCUCGUAAGAGUGGACGGAUACAUCAAACGUGUGCGGGUUUCUGUCCCAAAUAUCAAAUUUCCAAUUGUAUUUUAUAUUUCCUGCAAUGUAAAUCCAAUGAGGGGUACAGUUCUGUAC